Messenger RNA from Solanum pennellii, 1226 nucleotides. RefSeq lists its product as uncharacterized. Lineage: Eukaryota; Viridiplantae; Streptophyta; Magnoliopsida; Solanales; Solanaceae. The transcript is spliced from 2 exons. The record is from RefSeq and is a predicted model, not a curated record. Gene Ontology annotation, biological process: mRNA processing. The coding region runs from base 153 to 530 and encodes 125 amino acids.
AAAAAAUUUGUAUACCAAACACACCCUAAAGUGUUCUAAUUUCCAGUUAACUGGAUCUUGCUUUUGCUCUAGUGGCCGGCGGGAUCACCAAAACCCUGCAAAAGCCCUAGCGGGUAAGAUUAUUUCACCUUCAAGCAAUUUGUUAGCCUCUAAUGGCUUCUAUUCUUCGGAAAUCUCUGCAAAACAAAUUUCUAUCAGCGGCAAGAAUUACCACAAUCCUCAGCUCUAAACCUAUACCUACAUCACCUUUGUUCAAUCAUCCUUCUUCCAGUGGGCUUGGUCAAAUCCCACUUUUUCUUAAAGGAGGAACAUCGGAUUCAAAACCGAAUGCUGGGUUUUACCCAAGCUUUUCUUUUGGGCAUUUCCUAAAUCCCAUUUCUCCAAAUGGGUUGAUUUCAUCUGUGGAAGAUAGCGCUGUUGAUGAUGAUUCGCGUAAGAUUUGGGCUGAUAGUGUGAAGAAGAAGAGGAAGAAGAAGAUGAACAAACACAAGUUGAAGAAGUUAAGGAAGCGCCUAAGGAGGAAGACUUAGUGUAUCUGACACUGUGUCAUCGUAUCACAGUGGGGGCUAUGGUUCUUCAUGUCACCAGUCCGUUGGUCCGACUUGUACAUCUUGUUCUCAUGUUGUGGGCUUGUAGUACUUGAAUGUGUGGUUCUGUGUUCUGGACCAAACAGAGCAGGGCAUACCAACAAUGUGGGGUGAUGUGAGGAAAACAUUCAUAGAUUUUGGACCAGGUGUAAGCAGAUACAAACUGAACUUCCAUUGAGCUGUAACUAGUAGCAUAAGCAGUAUUUCGUGCAAAGCGUCAAGAGAAUUCAACUUCUUUUCGUUGCUAAAUCCAUCGAGAAACCUAUAGUAACAGUAAAAAAACACUAGCUGAUUUCUUCUCAUCUGUCUAACUAUUUAGACGAGAUGGAUGCAAGAUGAUCUAGACACCACUAAUCAUAGAAAAAAAAAGACCUUCACUUUUUCCACCUCAAUUACUACAAAGCAGGUGGAAAGGUACAAUAGAUGAGGUAUUCCCUUUCAUCUUUUGAUGACAAAGAAAAAGAAAAGUAGAGGAAUCAACUUUCCCUUUUCAAGUGAGAAAAUCACAACAAAUGAUUAGUAGCAGUUUUUUAGGCAAAGGGGAAGAGAAAUAUUACCUUCUCUUGUGCCACUUUAACUCAAAUCUACUGUAAUUCCGGACAUUCUGCUCAAAUAAUUGCUUAACCCUUCUGUUUUUUC